UCCGCCUCUCCACCGGGAAUCCUGCGGAAUUCCAGGAUUUGCAGCGGGAAUCCUGCGCAAUUCCAGGAUUUGCAACGGGAAUUCUGCGCAAUUCCAGGAUUUUUUUCCUCACCCCGCAUCCCCGGAGCCCCCGGGCCAUCGAUGAGGCAUCACCAUGCUGACCAGCAUCACCGACGGCUUCCUCUGCUGCCUGCUGGGCAAGACCCCCAACGCCGUGGGGCCUCUGGACAGUGUUGAGUCCAGCGACGGCUUCACCUUCCUGGAGGUGAAACCCGGCCGGAUCCUCCGCAUCCACCACAGCGUUCCCGAGCGCCCGCGCUCCCCGCGCUCCCCGCGCUCCCCCGAGCGCGGCGCCGUGCGCUGCCAGCGCCGCAUCACGCUCUACCGCAACGGGCAGCUGCUGAUCGAGAACCUGAGCGAGGCCCAGGCCCCGCGGUGCCCGCUGCCCGACGCCAACGGCGAGCCGGGAGCGCCGGAUCCCGCCGGAGCGGCGGCCAAGCGCCGCAAGCGCAAGCCCAAGAGGGUGGUGACGGUGGACUGCAAGAAGCGCAUCACGAGCUGCAAGGGCACGCACGGGGACGUGGUGCUGUUCUUCAUCCACGGCGUUGGCGGCUCUUUGGACAUCUGGAAGGAGCAGCUGGAGUUCUUCUCCAAGCUGGGCUACGAGGUGGUGGCGCCGGAUUUGGCGGGGCACGGCUGCAGCUCGGCGCCGCCCGUGGCCGCCGCCUACACCUUCUACGCGCUGGCCGAGGACAUGAGGGCCGUGUUCAAGCGCUACGCCAAGAAAAGGAACAUCCUCAUCGGGCACUCCUACGGGGUGUCCUUCUGCACCUUCCUGGCUCACGAGUACCCCGACCUGGUGCACAAGGUGAUCAUGAUCAACGGGGGCGGCCCCACGGCGCUGGAGCCCAGCCUGUGCUCCAUCUUCAACCUGCCGCCCUGUGUGCUGCACUGCCUGUCCCCCUGCCUGGCCUGGAGCUUCCUCAAGGAGGGGACAGAGUGGCAUUUGGGGGCUCGUGCCACCUCCGGGGGGUCUCACCGCGCCGCCGGCUGCCCGCAGAUCCUGCUGAUCGCCUUCCUGAAGGUGAUCGACGAGGGCAGCCACAUGGUGAUGCUGGAGUGCCCGGACACGGUGAACACGCUGCUGCACGAGUUCGUCCUCUGGGAGCCCGACACGCCCGCGGCCCGCGGCGACGGCGACACCAAAUGAGGGCCAGCGACACGCGGGGACAGCGGGCUGGCCGCUGCCGCGGGAGAGGCGGAGCGCGGAGCGGGCUCGGCCCAGCCGCCAGCCCGGUUUGGGCCCGGGGGCGAGCGAGGAGCGACCCCGGGCUGGGAUGGCAGCGCCGGGAGAGGAGCCGGGAGUGCCCGGGGCCGGGGACAGCGGGGACACGGCACGGCCGGUCCCCAACCCCGGCAGGACAGCGGGGACACGGCACGGCCGGUCCCCAACCCCGGACAUGUCACACCUGGUCCCCAACCCCGGACAUGCCACACUGGACAUGCCACGCGUGGUCUCUGGACCCCGAACAUGUCACAUCGAGUCCCCAAUCCCCAGGGACAGCGGGGACAGUCACGGCCGGUCCCCAGCCACCCCCGGACACGCCACCCCCGGCGCUGGAGCGGCUCCGUCCCCGUUUUUUUGUCGCCGUCGUUGUCAUUCCUGCACGCGGCGACAGCGGGGGACACCGGGAGGAGGCGGCGACACCGGGAGGACACGGAAGGACCGGGGACACCGAGAGGACGUGGAGGGUCCCCGCAGGGAUUUUUGGGGCGGUUUUCAGGAGAAUCCAGAGGCUCCCCCGCGCUGGGAUUUUGGGGGUUCCUUGUGGGGUUGGGCAGCUCCUGCUGGGAUGGGGAGGAGGAUGAUGAG
Molecule: messenger RNA, 1873 nt
Organism: Pyrgilauda ruficollis (rufous-necked snowfinch)
Lineage: Eukaryota; Metazoa; Chordata; Aves; Passeriformes; Passeridae
Gene: ABHD8
Product: abhydrolase domain containing 8
Exons: 4
Coding region: 155-1210 (351 amino acids)
Molecular function (GO): catalytic activity
Source: RefSeq, a predicted model, not a curated record